AUGGAGGCAGCCAACGGCAGCUCCGAGGAGGGCUUCCUGCUGCUGGGCUUCUCAGAUCAGCCCCGGCUCGAAGGAUGCCUGUUCAUCAUCAUUUUGCACUUUUACAUCUUGAACCUUCUGGGCAAUGCGGCCAUCAUCCUGGUGUCCUGUGUGGAUGCCAGACUCCACACGCCGAUGUAUUUCUUCCUCAGCAACCUGUCCUGCGUGGACAUCUGCUUCACCACCAGCGUGGCCCCCCAGCUGCUGGUCACGAUGAGGAAGAAAAUCAAGAACAUGAGUUACGGCGGGUGUGUGGCCCAGCUCUACGUGGCUAUGGGGUUGGGGUCCUGUGAGUGCAUUCUGCUGGCGGUCAUGGCGUUCGACCGCUAUGCUGCAGUCUGCCGGCCACUGCACUACACCACCAUCAUGCACCCGAGGCUCUGCGUGGCCCUGGCCGGCACAGCGUGGCUCAGCGGCCUCGUCACCUCCCUCAUCCAGUGCUCCCUCACCGUGCAACUGCCCCUCUGCGGUCAUCGCCAGCUGGACCACAUCUUCUGUGAGGUGCCGGUGCUCAUCAAGCUGGCCUGCGUGGACACCACAUUCAACGAGGCAGAGCUCUUCGUGGCCAGCGUGGUGUUCCUGGUCAUCCCUGUGUCACUCAUCCUGGUCUCCUACGGCUUCAUAGCCCGGGCCGUGCUGAGGAUCAAGUCGGCCGCCGGGCGCAGGAAAGCCUUCGGGACCUGCUCCUCCCACCUGCUGGUGGUCGUCAUUUUCUAUGGGACCAUCAUCUUCAUGUACCUGCAACCAGCCAGAAGCAGCUCCAAGGACCAGGGGAAGUUUGUCUCUCUCUUCUACACCAUCGUCACUCCGCUGCUGAACCCCAUCAUCUACACUCUGAGGAACAAGGAUGUGAAAGGGGCCCUGAGGGCCAUGGUCAGAGGACAGGCUUUCAGGUCAGGAAAGUUGUGA
Ochotona curzoniae (black-lipped pika) is the source of this 948-nucleotide messenger RNA. Its product is annotated as olfactory receptor 2G6-like. The transcript has a single exon. The coding region runs from base 1 to 948 and encodes 315 amino acids. NCBI's taxonomy places the organism in Eukaryota, Metazoa, Chordata, Mammalia, Lagomorpha, Ochotonidae. Gene Ontology annotation, cellular component: membrane. Gene Ontology annotation, biological process: G protein-coupled receptor signaling pathway. Gene Ontology annotation, molecular function: G protein-coupled receptor activity; olfactory receptor activity. The record is from RefSeq and is a predicted model, not a curated record.